CUCAGCUCCUGCCGCCUCUGCCUCCCUCUCUCCACCAACUGCCCAGGAGCGAGCAGCUGCUCUCGGUCGGCCCCCCCCACCCCGACGGACGGAAGUGCGGACAGCCUGACAUCCCAGCCCGCCACCUAGCCGGCCUGCGCCUGGCCACUUCCCCUCCCCAGCGCUUCGCCAUCCAGCGGCAACUAGGCAGGGGCACAGGAGACCCUGCCCUGCCCUGCCCUGCCCUGCCCUGGAGAUUGCCAGCUGAGGGGAAGAAGAAGGGAAUCACCAUCCGGGUACCACGUCAACCAUGCGGCCCCUGUGGCUCCUCGCGGCUCUGCUGGCCCUGGGCCAGGCCCUGCCCUUCGAGCAGAAAGGCUUCUGGGACUUCGCCCUGGACGACGGGCUGCUCAUGAUGAAUGAUGAAGAGGCUUCGGGCGCCGAAAGCACCUCGGGCGUGCCUGACCUGGACGCCCUCACGCCCACCUUCAGCUCCAUGUGCCCUUUUGGGUGCCACUGCCACCUGCGGGUUGUUCAGUGCUCUGACCUGGGUCUGAAGACGGUGCCCAAGGAGGUGUCGCCUGACACCACGCUGCUGGACCUUCAGAACAACGACAUCUCCGAGCUCCGCAAGGAUGACUUCAAGGGCCUCCAGCACCUCUAUGCCCUCGUCCUGGUGAACAACAAGAUCACCAAGAUCCACGAGAAGGCCUUCAGCCCCCUGCGGAAGCUGCAGAAGCUCUACAUCUCCAAGAACCACCUGGUGGAGAUCCCGCCCAACCUGCCCAGCUCUCUGGUGGAGCUCCGCAUCCAUGACAACCGCAUCCGCAAGGUGCCCAAGGGCGUGUUCAGUGGGCUCCGCAACAUGAACUGCAUCGAGAUGGGUGGGAACCCCCUAGAGAACAGUGGCUUUGAACCUGGAGCCUUUGAUGGCCUGAAGCUCAACUACCUGCGCAUCUCAGAAGCCAAGCUCACUGGCAUCCCCAAAGAUCUGCCAGAGACCCUGAAUGAACUCCAUCUGGACCACAACAAAAUUCAAGCCAUCGAGCUGGAGGAUCUGCUCCGAUACUCCAAGUUGUACAGGUUGGGCCUGGGCCACAACCAGAUCCGGAUGAUUGAGAACGGGAGCCUGAGCUUUCUACCCACCCUGCGGGAGCUUCAUUUAGACAACAACAAGCUGUCCAGGGUGCCUGCUGGGCUGCCCGAUCUCAAGCUCCUCCAGGUGGUCUAUCUGCACUCCAACAACAUCACCAAGGUGGGUGUCAACGACUUCUGCCCCGUGGGCUUCGGGGUGAAGCGGGCCUACUACAACGGCAUCAGCCUCUUCAACAACCCCGUGCCCUACUGGGAGGUGCAGCCGGCCACCUUCCGCUGCGUCACUGACCGCCUGGCCAUCCAGUUCGGCAACUACAAAAAGUAGAAGCCGGAGCAGCUGCCAUGGUAGCCUCGCUGGGGUCUCUGGGGAGCGCGGCCAGAGGUCCUGAAGGAGGAAGGCAAAGCAAGGGAGCUCCUGCCUGGCUGCAUCCAACCCAGUGCCUCCCCUGUGUUCCCAGUUUACUGCCCCCUUGUGGCCUCUGUCUCCUGGGCCACUCUUCCUGAGAGUGGCUACAAGGCACGGGCCCCCUCGGCUGCCCAACUGCCCCCGCUCACGCACCACAGCCACUCAGAGGCGCCCCUGCCAAGCUUUCCCCCUCUCACCCUGAAAUCCACCUGUCCCAGGCGGCAGUCCUAGGAAAAUGGUCCUCCCGCUCUUCUAUCCAAGCUGGGCACUUUGCUCUAGUGGCCCCUAGACCAGCCUCUCUCUCUCUGUCUCUCGCCCUCGCCCUCGCCCUCGCCCUCGCCCUCGCCCUCGCCCUCGCCCUCUCUGUCUCUGUCUUGUGCUAGAUCUUUUCUGCUUUCUGGGUUUGCUAAUCUGUUCCCCUGCAUCUUUCUGGACCUGGCUUCAUUUUCUCUCUCUCACUCUCUCUUGCUCUCUCUGUCUCAGUCUCCCUCUUGCUCUCACACACACACCGUGAUCGACCCUUUGCCUUGUAGUGGUUCUGCUUUCUGUCUUCCUGGCCUCUGCCCAGCCCAGUCCAAGCCAGCCCGGGGGCAACUGCCUCCCCAGCCUCCCCUGCCCAUUCUUUGCCCUGAGCUCAGACAGCCUUGGAAGAGGUGGGAAGGUGGGGGCCCAACAUCCCGCCAGAGUCCCAAGCGAUGGUUCCCAUCGGCUGCCCCCCCACCCCGCCCGCCCCGCCAUGGUGGCAGAUCCUCCACCUCGUCUCUGGGCCCUGCUUGGUGGGAGGGAGCCUCACCCCCAGCUCGAUGAGGCCAUGCUUCUGAGGUCGGCUGUUGUCUUUCAAUUAAAGAAACACUGUGCAAGUGGGCUCCGUGUGCUGUAC
Messenger RNA from Lepus europaeus (European hare), 2360 nucleotides. RefSeq names its product biglycan (gene BGN). The record is from RefSeq and is a predicted model, not a curated record. The transcript has 9 exons. NCBI's taxonomy places the organism in Eukaryota, Metazoa, Chordata, Mammalia, Lagomorpha, Leporidae. Gene Ontology annotation, molecular function: protein binding. Bases 290 to 1399 code for a protein of 369 amino acids.